Messenger RNA from Oreochromis aureus, 1665 nucleotides. RefSeq names its product polymeric immunoglobulin receptor-like. The coding region runs from base 23 to 1024 and encodes 333 amino acids. The record is from RefSeq and is a predicted model, not a curated record. The transcript is spliced from 6 exons. NCBI's taxonomy places the organism in Eukaryota, Metazoa, Chordata, Actinopteri, Cichliformes, Cichlidae.
GUUUUGAUUAACCAAAGCAAAGAUGUGGAUCCUUCAAAACCUGCUGUUCACCCUUUGUAUUGCUCUGAGAUAUGUGACCAGUGCAGUAGGGGUGAUCCAUGUGACUGGAUAUGUGGGGAGUGAGGUUAACGUUUCCUGCUCCUAUGAUGAGGGUUACGAGCCUUAUGAGAAGUAUCUGUGUAAGAACGACUGUGGAAACAGUGAUGUUCUUAUUAAAACAUCGGAAUCAAGGAAAAACAAAUAUGGUAUCCAUGAUGACAGAACAGCACGAAUCUUCACAACAACCAUCUCUGAUCUUCAUUCUGUGGAUGCUGGGAAAUACUGGUGUGGAGUGAGCAGAAUUGGAAAAGAUAUCUACACUGAAGUUGAGCUGAAAUUAAUGCCAGACAGCUGCUGUGACAAUAUGACCAAGCUUGAAAGCUAUGAGGGAUACUCUGAGUCUAUCAGUUGUCCAUACGAGAUUCAGUACCAGAACAAUUUGAAGUACAUCUGCAGAGGAAAUCAGCCCUCCACAUGUCGUCGGCAGGCACUAAUCACCUCUCAUAGCAGACAACAUGGGCGAUUCAGACUUGAUGAUGACAAAGUGUCAGGAAAAUUCACAGUGACCAUUAACAAUUUGGUCAAAACUGAUUCAGGAUCAUACCUCUGUGGUGUCCAAAGAAACUCUGAGCUGGAUGUUUUCUCUGCUGUUGAGCUGGAAGUCAAAGAAGCGGUGCACUACGCAGCUUACGCUGUUGUCCCUGUGGUUUUACUAAUAUGUGUCCUAGUUAUUAUUUAUAAGUACAAAUGUUACAACGUGAGAGCAACUGAAGCUGUCAUGAGCAGAAAUACACCCAAAGCAGAGGAUGUGAUAGAUGCAGACAAAGGUGGAAUUUAUGGAAAUCAAGAAUUUGUGGUGACUUUCAAACAGCAAAGCGCCUUGAACAACUUUGAUGAUCCAGGUGGAGAUGAACCAGAUUACGAAAACUUUACAACUGAAGAAUUCUACUGCAAUGAAAAUUACCAUAAAGCUAACAGAAGAUAAGUAUGUACUGUGGGUCUCAAUUGUAUGCAGAUCCUGUUUGAUUCAUCCUUAACAUGAGGUGCUCAAAAAAUGUACCUCUGUUGUUCAACACUGUCACUGUCUUGUGAUCAAUACUUCAUUACUAUCAUGAAAAACACCCUGUGAAUAUUUAUAGAUUAAAUUCAUAAAUGUAAAAAUAUUUCUUUCACUGAUGGACAUCAUGUCACGGUCCUGGGGUCGGUGACCCAAUGUUUCUGAGUUUUGUACCUUUUUCGUUUGGAUUUCCUCAUGGUUUGUCACUGUAGUGUGUUUUUCUCACUGUGUCUAGCUCCCUAGCCUUUUAGUAUUUCCUGAGUCCAGUCCAGUGUUUCCUGUUUUACUUUGAUAGUCCCUGUCCUGUGUGUAGUGUGUCUAAUUUUGCUCCCCCUUGUCUCAUCAGCCUGAUUUGACCCAGCCUGUUUCUCUGUGUCAGUGUCGCAUCGUUAAUGUCUGCUCACCCUCAUUCCCCACUGUGUUUUCCAUCUGCCAGUUUAGUUUAGUCACGUUACCAGUUUUGCUAGUUUUCUGUUUUGUUCUCUGUCCAGCAAUAAAGCUGAGUUGUUCAAGUUCAUUUUUCCCUCAGCGAGUCCAGCUCUUGGGUCCACCACUCCUGCCUGCCUGCA